Molecule: messenger RNA, 1730 nt
Organism: Scatophagus argus
Lineage: Eukaryota; Metazoa; Chordata; Actinopteri; Scatophagidae
Gene: barx1
Product: BARX homeobox 1
Exons: 4
Coding region: 635-1381 (248 amino acids)
Biological process (GO): regulation of DNA-templated transcription
Molecular function (GO): DNA binding; DNA-binding transcription factor activity, RNA polymerase II-specific
Source: RefSeq, a predicted model, not a curated record
UCACCAGCAAGAAAUUUCAAACGUCCUUUCGGCGCUUUAUUUUCCUCCCUUUUGCAUAGAAAUUCAAGCAGGACAUGUGCGGCUUUGCAUGUAACUUUGGCUCAGUGAAGGCACCGAGCAGACAAACCCAGUGAAGAGGUGGAGCCACGGCGAGACUCAUAAAACCCAAAGCUUAUUCCUCAAUUCACUGCCAAGGUGACGCGCUCUGCUGCUGACAAAUACCUCCGACGUCCUCGGAUCUCUUACACACACACACACAGACACAUACACAUACACACACACACGCACACACACACACACACACCAGCAUACACACAGUGGGCAUGAACACGGCCGGGAUCGGGAGUUUUUGGUCAGAGGUUUCCUCUCGGCUCCUGAUUUUAGCCGAAAAACGAACCAAAUCUGACCGGCAGUAACGCGUGAAAUCCCGCAGAGGACGCGCAGAGAAGUCGGCUACCUGUACUCGGUACUUUGCUUGAUCCAGAACCUGAGGAUAACUUUGAUCUACAGCCUUGACCUCCGGACUAAAGAGGCACUACAGAGGGAAUAUGACCGCUGGCUUAUUGGGCCACUGAAGGAGUGUUAAUCGCUGUACGCGCUUUGGUGUCCGUUAAGGUGACCGCACGGCCAGAUUAUGCAGCAUCCUUUGGACAUGGGGGCGCAUUACUAUCCUCCGGAAGUUCACCCCGACCACAGAACUCAUCGCUACAGGAGUUUCAUGAUAGAGGAGAUCCUGACUGAUCACCCGGAGCACAAAGCGUCGGCUCCGGCCGGGGACCUCCUUAAAUUCGGGGUACAUGCUCUCCUGUCCGCCCGGCCUCUCCACAACCAUCUGGUGCUGAAAGCCGACCAGACGAGUCUCCUCAAGUUCCCCAUAUCUCCGCUGUCCUGCUCGCUGGGCUCUCCGCUCGGCUCCCCGCUGCUGGCCGGGGCUCCGGGCCUGCAGGUCGGCGCGGCGUCUCAUCACCUGCCGCUGGACCUGCACCUCCGCGGGAAACUGGAGCACGGAGCCGACGGGGGCAGCAAGACCAAGAAGGGCCGCCGAAGCCGCACCGUGUUCACCGAGCUGCAGCUGAUGGGCCUGGAGAAACGCUUCGAGAAGCAGAAGUAUCUGUCCACUCCUGAUAGAAUAGAUCUCGCUGAGUCUCUGGGGCUCAGUCAGCUGCAGGUGAAAACAUGGUACCAGAACAGAAGGAUGAAAUGGAAGAAAAUUGUGCUGCAGGGAGGAGGCCUGGAGUCACCGACCAAACCGAAAGGCCGUCCGAAGAAGAACUCCAUCCCCAGCAGCGAGCAGCUCUCUGAACAGGAAAGAUCUGCGGCUGAGGCCGACCACCACUCUGAAGGCUCCAGCUCCCACUUAGAGAGCACUCAGGAGGAGUGACCGGACCGCAGCCCGCAUCUACACUGACUGUGUGUGCAGAAGCUCUGGGACGCUCAGUGUGUAUCUUUUUGGAUGGGGCCAGAUUCCAAAACGUCACGGGGACGAUGUGCUGAUGCCUCUGAAGCUGCACGGUGUUGUGCAGUCUCCAAAGACUCGUAGGCCCUGCAGAAACCUGAACUGUGUUCGCAGCCCCACCAUGCGCUCCCUCAUGGUGAACUGGCUGCUGUUGAGGAGGGAACUCAAACCUUUGCAGUAGGUCUACCCUUUAUAUUCUAAGGAUCCACUCUCACUCAUCUGUUUUGCAUUCCUUUUGUGUAACUAUGCUUUGUUUAAUUAUUAAAUAUAUUUU